AUGGAUCAAGUCGUACAGGAAGUUGAAAAUAGAGUAUCAAAUGAUGAUUAUAGAGAUGUUGUUGAAAUAGGAAGCAUACAUAGUGAGGAGGGUAGUAUCCAUGAUGAAAGUGAGCUUAAAAGGAAAGAAGAACAUACUGGACGUGUUUCACCUGCUUACUCGCAAUUAUCACCAAAACAACAGCCACUAGAUCUACGUGCUUCACCAAUUUCCCAACACUCACAACGCUCCGAUGUUUCACCGUCAUCACCCACUUCACAAGCGUCACCAGGAUCUAAAAGUAAAGCACUAUCAACCCAUUCGAAUGAAGCUAACGAGUCGCGUUCACCAUCACCUCUUGAGCCACCGCCUGAAAUCAACAUUGGUGAUAACUUUUUGCGUAGGCCUUCAGUCGGUCUAGGUCCAGAAGCUGAAGAGAAUCAAGUUGAUUACGUACCAACAGAUGACGAGGAUGACAAAUAUAGUUACAAUGAACGCAAACCGAUUAAAUGGCACAAAGGUGCACUCAUCGGAAGUGGAUCAUUCGGUAGUGUCUACUUAGGUAUGAAUAAAUCAACAGGUCUGCUUAUGGCUGUAAAACAAGUUGAUUUACCUGCUGGUAAUAGCACUGGUGUACAUAUCGAACCGAGGAAAAAGUCAAUGCUUGAUGCACUUGAAAGGGAGAUUGAACUUCUCAAAGUAUUAAAACACAAGAAUAUUGUGCAAUAUUUAGAUUCUUCGCUUGACGAAGCUUGUUUGAAUAUUUUCCUUGAGUAUGUUCCAGGUGGAAGUGUAGCAGCACUUCUACAAAAUUAUGGUGCAUUUGAGGAAGAAUUAGUGAGAAAUUUCGUCAAACAAAUUCUCACUGGAUUAAACUAUUUACACACUAAAGGAAUAAUUCAUAGAGAUAUUAAAGGUGCCAACAUUCUGGUUGAUAACAAAGGUGGUGUUAAAAUAUCAGAUUUCGGUAUUUCAAAGAAGAAAGUGACGGAUAAUUUGUUCGGAGCUAAUAAAGUUGUUAGACAGAGUUUACAAGGUUCUGUAUUUUGGAUGGCACCUGAAGUAGUAAAGCAAGAACCAUAUACUCGUAAAGCAGAUAUCUGGUCAUUGGGUUGUCUCAUUGUUGAGAUGCUUACUGGUGAACAUCCUUUCCCAAGCUUAAAUCAAAUGCAAGCAAUUUUCAAAAUUGGUAGCUCUGCAUCACCUACUAUUCCUGAUGAUAUUAGUGAUGAUGCUAAAGAUUUCUUGAAACAAACAUUUGAAACUGAUAGCGCUGCUAGACCUUCAGCAGCUGUAUUAGAAAGAAGCGCCUUUAUAACACAAAUAACAGCUACAGAAGCAGGUAAUAAAGAUGCUCUCAAGGAAGCAGUAGCAUCUACAGCCGAUGUCUCAACUCCAACACAUACUCAAGAUCUUGAAGUUUUGUAG
Molecule: messenger RNA, 1407 nt
Organism: Wallemia mellicola CBS 633.66
Lineage: Eukaryota; Fungi; Basidiomycota; Wallemiomycetes; Wallemiales; Wallemiaceae
Gene: Ste11p
Product: Pkinase-domain-containing protein
Exons: 2
Coding region: 1-1407 (468 amino acids)
Biological process (GO): protein phosphorylation
Molecular function (GO): protein kinase activity; ATP binding
Source: RefSeq, a predicted model, not a curated record